Messenger RNA from Chlamydomonas reinhardtii, 10698 nucleotides. RefSeq lists its product as uncharacterized. The transcript has 8 exons. The record is from RefSeq and is a predicted model, not a curated record. Bases 118 to 9657 code for a protein of 3179 amino acids. Lineage: Eukaryota; Viridiplantae; Chlorophyta; Chlorophyceae; Chlamydomonadales; Chlamydomonadaceae.
GAUGCAGUUACCAGCGACCUCAAGGCUGUCGAGCUUGAAAAGCCUUUGCAGAAACUCUGUGCGCUGUGCCGGCAGCAGCUAAUGUUCUUGUGCAUGGACUGAGAAGGAGGUGCAAAUAUGGAGGAGCGGAUUGCAGAGCCGGGUGGAGAGGCGCUUGCCCUACAAAACUUGCUAGCAGAACUCGCGGACUUGAAGCAAGGCCUGCUGCACGAAAGCACUACCAUUGACAAUCCCACGUACGAGGACGGCCGACAGUUGUCGCUGCCCAGCGUCCAGGACAAGCUCCAACUGGACGUGCCGGUGGCUGAUCUGAAUGAUUCUCUCGAAGACAUCGUCGCCAAUGACUCGCAGCUGCAGUAUAUCCUCAGCCCUCAGGCAGAGAAUGCUGUCGAGUCCUUUCGCGACGCCGCUGACCAUACACCACAGCCGCCCGCGAGCAGGCCAGCAGCCUCAGACGUGCAGGGCAGCCCAGACUCCGGCCUCGCCGGCCUGCUUCCGGAACAGCCCGGCGACACGGCAACGUCGCUGCUGGCCGAGGAGGGCCUUGACGAGUUCCUGGCACGAGGAGACGCCGCCCUCGCCUCAGCAGUGUCCACACCGGCGCCGUUACCGAGGUCGUUCACACCAGCAAGCUCAGGGGCAGCUCAGGGACGAACACCGGCGAGCGCUGCGCACGGCGGGGCCUCUAACCCAGCAGCGGCGGCCACGCCACAAUCUGCGGCGACCGCUGCCGCAAAGACGCCCCUGUCAAGCUCGCACCGCACCGGCUCCAGUCGCAUCGGGAAACCAGCGGGCUCAGGACCCGCAAGCACGCCGACAGCUGCGGCUGCGGGGCGCGGCCUCGCUUCGGGCACAGCUGCUACGCCGGGUUCGCGCAGAAGCGCCGGCGGCGCUGGCAGCGCGCUCACAACCCAGGCCACCACCGGCACGGCUGCGCGCACGCCCGGCUCUGCCUCCCACCACGCUGCCGUGCCGGGUUCUGCCUCCACACCGGCUGGCGGCGCGCGGACGGUGCGCCAGAAGCUGGCGUCAGCGGUCACCGCCAUAGGUGCCGCCACCGCCUUCGGCCGCGCCAGCGGCGGACCUGGGCGCGCCUCGGGAUCCAUGGGCUCUAUGAACAGCCCCGCCGGCAGCAUCGGUGCCGGCAGUGGCAUCAGCCGGACUCCGGCCGGUGCCACUCCGGUGGCGGCUGUCAACGCGCGCAAGCGCGGGCAUGAGGCCGCAGGUGCCAGCACGCCAGCGCUCAAAGCGCCCGCCGCGGCGACGGGGAGUGCGGGCGGGCCUGGCCGGUUGGGCCGGUCGCCCAGCACUGCCGCUGCAAUAGCUGGGGUAGGAGCAGCAGCGGCGGCAGCACAGCAGGCCGGCGGCAAGGCCCCUGCGCGGUCGGCAACCGUGAGCAGCCAUGCGCCCGCGCAGGCAGCCGCGUUGCACGCGGCCGCGCACCCAGUGGCACAGGGUGCCGGCCAGGGCCCCAGUGCCUCCGGCGUGUCAGCCUCAGGCCCCGCAGCCAAGCCCGGUCUGUUUGGCCGGCGGCCGGCGGCCGCACCAAAGCAUUCCGGUGUCGCGGCGGUCAAAGCGGCGGAGCUGCUGCAGUGCGAGGGCUCGGCGCUCUCAUUGACGCUGCCGACUAGUUUGGGCCAGGAUGCGGCGGGCGCGGGGGCGGAGGACGACCUCGCGGGUGAGUCGCUUGAGUCGUACCUGGAGAACGACCCCGCGCUCAACAGCUGGCUGGCAGCAACCAAAGACGUCACGGCGCCCAGCCCUAGCGGCUCAGCGGCGGCGGGCGGCGGUGGUGGUGGUGCGCUGCCACGCCAGAGCAGUGACGAGCUGCUGCAGCCGCUGGCGGCGGCGAUGGCGGCGGGCGCCGGCGCCGGCGCCAGCCUGCUUGAUGACGCGGAUGACUUGGACAUGGACACUGAGAUGAACAUGAUGCUGCACGACGCGGCCGCGCCAGUAGCGGCGGCGGCGGCAGCAGCAGCAGCAACUGCUAUGGGCGGGCCCACAGCGCAGGCCAUGUCGCCUGGCGCGCCCAAGGUGAGCGCCGGCGGCAUCAGCAAUGCCUCCGACGGCCUGGAUGAUGCAGCAAUGGCGGGUAUCGCUGCGGAAGCCGCGGCCGCGGUGGCCGCGACGGGCGGUGCAAGUUGCGGUGCCGGCAACGGCAGCCGUGGCGCUCCGCAGCUGUCCAGCGAGGAGAUGUGGCGCAGCGUGAAGCGCGAGGCCAGCGGCUUCGCCAUGCUGACGUCAGAUGGCGGCGGCGACGCGAAAGAGAUGGAGCUGGAGCAGGCGCAGCAACAGCAGCAGGAGGUGGAGCUCGAGCAGCAGCGGCAGCAGCAAGCCCAGCAGGUGCAGGCGCACCUGCAGGAGCAGCAGGAUGAGGCCGCCGCCGCGGCGGUGGCGGCCGCCGCCGCGGCAGCAGUAGCGGCGGCGUCUCCAUCGGCGCUGGACCGGGCGUUGUCACAGCCUCGCCAUGGGCCGGGCGCUCACGCACUGGAUGUAUUCAGCGACAUGGAUUCGGACCCCAACACGCCACAGCACGUCGGCCGGACAGCCCUAGCAGCAACAGCAGGAGCUACGCAGGCGCACAGCCAGCUGCCGCAACCCCUUCCCCGACUAGCGCAUGCCACGCCCUGCCACGACGGGGCUGCCCACAAGGGUGCGGAGGCGGAGGCCGAAGGCGGCGAGGAGGCGGAGGAGCAGCUGCUAGCGGCGGAGGCGGAGGCAGCCGCUGCCGUAGUGGUCGGGAGCGGGAGCGCAGCGACCACACCCACCGCCGGAUCCCGGCCGGCCGACGAGCUGGCGUUUGCAGCUCCGGAGGCAGCCGCAGCAGCAGCCGUGGCUGUUGCAGCCACCGCCGCCGUCGCUAGCUCUACGGCUGAUGCGGAAGGCGCAGCUGCGGGCGGCGGUGGCGUGCGGCCGCUGCAGCACCAGAGCAGCACUGCCUCGUCGUCGGGCUUUGAUGCUGCGGUGGCGUUUGAAGCUGCCAUGAUCAGCAGGCAGCUGGGAGGCAGCAGCGCCGCUGGCGGCUCGAGCUUUGGCGCCCGUGGCGGAAGCGAGUCGGGCAACGGCGCCCGCCCCAGCGGCGCGCGCGCCGCAGCAUAUGCCUCUGUGGAAGAGGGCGAUGAGGAGCUGGCGGCGGCGAGCCCGUCCGGUGCAGCGCCCGGAGUUGCUGCGGUUGCUGCGGAGGAGGUGGAGCUGCAGGUUGCCGAUGAGGUGGAGCUGCAGGUUGCCGAUGUGGUGGAGGCGACUGUGGACGGGGCGGUCGUUGCAGCGCGUCCGGACGCCGAGCCACAGGCAGCGGAGGCGGCGCCAGCAGCAGCAGCAGCAGAGGUACAGGAGGAUCUUGAGAUGCCCGAUGCUGCCUCGGUUGCUCCGGCCGUGCACACUGCAGCUCCGGUUGCGGGAAGCUCGGCCGAGCAAGCUUCGGCACCGGCGCAGGUCGGCGCGAUGGAGGUGCAACCGCACGCAGCAGGGGACGUUGUGAUGGGUGAUGUCGUGCCCGGUGCUGCUGCCGCUGCCACUGGCGCCGUGGCGCUGGGAGCCGCGUCAACCGGGGCAGGCGAGGACCGCGAAAGCGACGGCGACGGUGCAGUGCCGGCUGAACUGCCGCACAAGGCCUCGCCGUUUGCGGGCGCCGCUGUGGCGGCUGCCGCAGCGGCUACCGCGGCCGCCGCCGCGCUCGCGGCAACGGCAUCGCAGCACCACGAAGACGGGCUUGCCGAGGCGCCGGUGCCUGCCGCAGAUGGCGGCUUGGAAGCAACGGCUGCGCGCAAGCGCGCGCGCCUGCUUUCCUCGUCGUCAUCUGCUGGGCCGGUGGCGGAGGGGCUAGAGGGGGGCUCGGGGCCUGCGGCGAUGGACGCCGCGGCGGCGUCCGUGCACUCAGGAGGCGGCGGCACCGGCAGCGCAGUUGGCUCGCCACUGAUGGGUCGCACGGCCAGCGCGGGCGGCGUGGGCUCUCCGGCCGCGGAGCGCUUGGCUUCGGAUGCGUCUUUGGCUUCGCACGGGUCUGCGUUUGCGUCGCCGGUGGCCAUGGCGGCUGCCAGCGCCGCCAUUGAGUCUAGCAGCGCGGUCGGCAACGGCCUGACGCGCGUCUCGCCGGAGUCCAUGCCCUCGGACACGUUCAGCCUCAACAUCGAUGAAAUAGGUUCGCGCAUGAACAGCGCCGCCGGCGGCCCGCCGCCCCGCGCCGCCCUGACACCAAGGAGCUGGGGCGGCAGCGCCACCAGCACCAUUGGUGGCGGCAGCGCCGUGGUCACCGCCGCGGCUUCUAGCCCGCGCGUGUCGCACCAGCAGACCAGCGCCUCCGGGGAGGCCGGCGUUGGCAGCCCAGUGCCUUCCAAGCCGCCGCUGGCCACCACGCCGCCCAAGGCCACGCCACCUGCCGCCGCGGCUGCAGCGCCCGCGGCCCACUCAGGGGACGGGCAGCCGGAGCAGCUGCUGCAGGCGUGGCAGGUGCUGGCGCCGGUGGCAACCGGGGCCUCGGACGGCGUCGAGGUCGAGCUGUCGCCGUCAGCAGCGGCGGGGCGGGCCGCGCUCGGCGCGCGCACGUCGAUGCGCAGCAUACGGAGCAUGAGCAGCCGCCUCAGCCGCGUCAGCAGCCGCCGUGACGAGGAGGGGGAGCAGCAUGACAGCGUCGGCGGCUCACCCGCGGCUGCGGUGGCGGCCGCUUCGGCGGCUGCCGCGACAGCGGCACUGGGCAGCGCGGCGCAUGGAGCGACGGAGGGCACGGCAACGCCGGCGGCAGCGGCAGCUUCAAACGGAGUUACGCUGCCGGCGCAGCAGCAGCAAUCUGACUCGAGCCCGUUCUUGGGCGGGGCGGCGGCUGCGGCGGCUGCAGUAGCUGCGACAGCUGCGGGCGCGGCGUUCGGCGGGGGCGCAUCACGCCCGGCUGCCGCGUCCAUGGGUGGCGCCGUUCGGCGACCUCACGACAUCGACGACGAGGACGAGGAGCACCUAGUCCCAGCUUGGAAGAUGCUGCGGCCCGUCACGGACAGUGGCGAGGCCGCGACGGCUGCGGCCGGAGCGAGUGGUGCAAGCGCCGCCGGCGGCGCCUCCACCUCCGGGUCUACCAGCGGCGGCGUGGCGCCGCUGCUGGGGCGGCUAGGUAGCCGCCGUUCGCUGCGCAACAUUCCGUUGUCCUCGGGCAGCAGCCGCCUGCAGCGCUCCACCUCCCGCUCCACCAGCCUGUCAGGCGUGGUCGGCGAGGCCGGUGCCGGCGUGGGCGUGGGCAAGUCGGCGCCGAUGGGCGCGGCGGCGCGCAGGGCGGCGCUCGGCGACGACGGCAGCGACGACGACGACGGCGUGCCGCUGCCGCCAGCAUGGAAGGUGCUGGGCAACAGCGCCAGCGGCGAGGCAGCGGUCAACGUGACGCCGGAGGCGGUGGCGGCGGCGCGCGGCGUGCCGCUGGGCUCGCAGCCCAGUUUCCGCAGCGGCCGCACCGGCAGCAGCCGCCUGCACCGCGCCUCCGCAACCGACGCCGAUGACUUUAGCUUUGCGAACGCCUCCGGUGGCGGCGCGCCUGGUGCCGUCGCCACUUGCACUGGCCCCCUAAACAUGGACUCUGAUGGCACCCUGAAUGCGCCGCUGGGCUUGGCCGCCUCGGGCCGGACGCGUUCACGCACCCUGCCCGGCAGCAUCUCCGCCGGCGCCGCCGCCCUGCUCGCAGCCAACGCCAGCCACGACAGCUCAGACAACAGCGGCAGCAACAGCCUAAUGGCAGCGGGCAACUUCGCGUCGGCGGCGGUGGCGGCGCUUGCGCCGUCGCCGCGUGCCGGCGGCGGCGGCGGACCGCCCUCCGCCGGCCAGGUCCUGGUCCCCGGCCCAGCGCUGGUGCUGCGCAGCCCCGUCCCCUCCAUGACGCGCGGCGUCGCCGGCGUGUCCGGAGGCAGCAGCUUCCGCCGCUCCAGCGUAGCCAUGGACGGCGCCGCCGCCGCGGCGGCGGCGGCUGCCGCUGCCGCCGCCCUGGGCACGGUGAGCGAGAGCGGCAGCGUGCCGGGGCCGGCGGCGGCGGCGAUGCUGGCGGCUCGGGUGAGCAGCCGGCGGCUCAUGUCAGACAGCGUUGGCAGCGUGCCGCUGCCGCGGCGGAGCAGCUGCGGUGGGGACCCUAACGUGGAUGCGCUGCGGCCGGCGUGGCAGGUCCUCCCGGUUGCCAUGCCCGUGGCCAACGUCUCGCAGAGCGGCGACGUCGGCACCGGCAGCGCCGGCGCCGGCACGCCCUCCGCCGCCAACAUGCUGGCCAGCAUGCGCAGCAGCAGCCGCCUCAGCCGCAUGAGCAGCGGCAUCCCGGAGGACCUGCUGGCGGAGCUGAAGCUGCAGGCGCAGGCAGCUGUGGGGCACCUGCAGGGUGCCCCGACUGGCGAGGAGGGCGGGGUGCUGCAGACGGACGGCCUGUCCUCUGUCGACGACGAGGAGGCCCGCCUGCCCCCCGGCGUGCACAUGCACACCAGCUCCGGCGCCGCCAGCCUCCACCACCACCACUCGCCGCACCAGCCCGCGGCCGCCGCCGCCACGCCCGCCGCCGGCGACGGCGCCGGCGGCGUCGUCCACGCUUGGAAGGUGCUGCCCCCGCGCGUGCCAGCGCCCUCCACCUCUGGCCUCGGACCGAACGCCGUGGGCGCGGCGCCCACGGCCAUCAACAGAGGCAGCGCUGACACGCCGCCGGCGCUGCCUCCCCCAACGCUCGGCAACAUGCCUGCGCCCAUGCGUAUGUCUUUUGGCGGCCGGCCCACACUGGCGGCGACGAGGGCAGGCAACGCCUCCAGCCGACUGGCUGUGGCGUCGUCGCAGCCCAAGACGCAGGUCAGCUUCGACGCCGGCUCGCCCUCGGUGCGCAGCAGCGGCGGCCACGAGCCCACCAUUGAGGAGGAGCUGCCCGGCCCGGGCGCGCCCAGCGGCGCCGUCAACGCCGCCGCCGCGCUGGCGGACGAUGAUGAGCGCCCGUCCGCCGGCAGCGGCGCCGGCGGCGGCCCCGGCGCGCCGCCGCCGACGGCGCGGCGGCCGCCUGUGCCCAAUGACGAUGCGGUGGUGCAUGCGUGGAAGCUAGUGGCGCCGGUGUCGCCGGCGGCGGCAGUCACGGCGCCCUCCCCCGCCGGCGGCGCCGCCGGCGGCGGCGCGGGCCUGUCGCCGCAGGAGAGUGGCGGCGCACGGCCGCCGGCGCAGCACGUGCUGGGCUCGCGGCCGUCGCUCAAGUCCAUGCGCAGCGGCAGCAUGACCGGCAGCCGCCUCAGCCGCAACAGCAGCGUGCGGCACGAGGACUACGUAGACGAGUCCUACUCGCAGUUGGUUGGCGGCAGCCCCGGCGGCGGCGCCGGACCAGACCACAUCUCGCCGGCGGACUCGGUCAACCAGCGCGCCGUGGCGGCGGCGGCGGCCGCCGCCGCCGUCGCGGUGAGCGCCGCCGCCAACCCGGCUUACCCGACGAACGCGGGGCCAAACAGUGGCAGUGGCGGCGAGGGUGGCGGCGGCGCUGCUGCCGGGGGCAGGGGCUCGGACCGCUCCAGCGCCCCCGCGGCCAUCGGCCCUGGCGCGCUGCCGCCGGGUGUGCUGUACGGCCGCAUGGGGGGCGCCAGCGGCUCCGCCCGCAUGGGUGCGGGCAGCGGCAGCGGGAGCAGCAGCGGCAGCUCCGGCGGUGGCGCAGCAGCUGCCGACGCUGCCGCCGCAGGCGGCGUCCCGUUCCGCCCGCCCCUCACUCGCGGCACCACCACCGGCUCACUGGACGUGCCCACGGCGUUGUCACAGGAGCCGGGCAGCGAGGCGGGCCUGGUGCGGGCACUGGUGGCGCGCGGCAGCCUGCGCAGCCGCACCAGCGCCAGCGGCAGCAGCCGCCUCAGCCGCAUGAGCAGCGCGCGCGACGGCGCGCCCGGCGGCGCUGCGGCGGCCUCGCCCUGGGACCUGGGUGACAUCAGGGAGGAGGACGCGGAGGGCUCCACCAACCCCGGCGAGCGCGUGGGCAGCGCCAGCGGCCCCACCCAAGCUAGUGGUGAUGUGCUGGGCACGCAGCACACGACCGCCUCCGGGGGCAGCAUCACAGCAGCCGGCGGCGUCAUCAGCGCCGCCGCGCGCGACACGCUGGGAGGGCCGCCGCCGGCACGGCCGGCUCGGCUGUCUGGCAGCGGCGUGGCUAAGCCCGCGGGGUUGCAGCUGAGCCGGCGCACGGGCGACGAGGACGAUGAGGAGGUGUUGGAGCCGGCUUGGAAGGUGCUGGGGCCGGCCGCGGCGUCUGGCGACGCUGGGUCGGCAGGCGGUGCCGGCAGCUCGCAGGGCGGCGCUGCCGCCGCGGGUGGCCUCACGCCGGCCUCGCAGCUGUCGACGCCGGGCAGCGCGCGGCGGUCGCUCAAGUCGAUGCGCAGCAACAGCCUGGGCAGCAGUCGCCUCAGCCGCAUGACGUCGCAGAUCAGCGACGUGGGCCUGGAGGACAUCGUGGAGGAGGGCGCCGGCAACGCCAACGGCGCCGCUGCCGCCGCGGCUGCCGAGCAGGCCGAUAGCGCCAGCGGCCACAGCGGCAACAUGCCUGAGCGCGUCUCCUCCGGCCGUGCACCGCCGCCUGCGCCGAGCGCCGGUGCCGCCCGCAUCGGCGCGCCUGUGGGCAGCACCGGCAGCCUUGGCCAGCUCGGGUCUGAUGCCGCGGCCGCAGCUGCUACCGCCGGCGUCAAGCAGCCGCCUGCAGCCGCCUCUGCGCCGGAGCCGGAAGAGGAGCCGCUGGUGCCUGCCUGGAAGGUCCUGGCGCCGCGGCGGAGCGGUGACGGCACGGCCGGCGGUGCCGGCAGCGCCGCCGGCGCCACGCCGGUCGAGGCCGUGGCGGCGGGGCUGUCGCCGUCCGGCUCCGCGCCGGGCAUGCUGCGGCAGGCGUCGCUUCGCUCCAUGCGCUCCGGCAGCCUCGGCCACAGCCGCCUCAGCCGCAUGACCAGCGGCAGCGGUGCCAUUGAGGAGGCCGGCUCGCCCGCCGCGGCGGACGAUAACGCCGCCGCCACGGCGGCCGCCGCGGCGGCAGCGCCGGCGCCGGCCGCCGCAGCCGACGCCGUGGCCCCAGAUGGCGACAGCCUGGGCGUCAAGACAGCGGGGGUGCGCGCGCUGGCCGUCGGCCUGACGGCCGCCGCCGGCUCCGCCGCCGCCGGUGCCGCCACUGGCAGCGAGGCGCAGGUGCUCGUCACCGGCGACAACACGCUGGACUUCAGCAACCUGACGCUGGCGCACAUGCCCACCUCGGCAAAGUUCGACCGCGGCAGCACCGCCUCCGCCAGCUACGUCGGCGGCCCGCCCGCCGCCGGCACCGCCAGCUCUUCCUUCUCGCUGCCCAACCCCAGCGCCGCCAUGGCCGCGCCCUCCGUCCCGCCGUCGCUGCUGACGGCGGCGGGCCCUAUCAAGGAGGAGGAAGCUGGCCCAGGCACUCCUGCCAGCAGCACCAAGCAGGCAGCAUCGCCAGUAGCCGCUGCCGCAGAGGCAGCGGCGGCGGAUGCGGCGGGUGCGGCGCCCGCUGCGCGGUCAGCGGCGGUGGCUGCGCCGCGCAUGUCACCUGCGGCGGCAGAAGCCGCUCCGCAGGAGAUGGAGAGGAGCGCGCCGGCGGCGAAGCCGGAGGCAGCAGCCGCGGCGAAGCCGGCGCAGCAGCGCGGGGGCUUCAUGUCUUGCUUUGCUUGCUUCGGCAAGCCGAAGGUCACCGAGUAGGCAGGGGGCACCGGGGUGUCACCCCGGGAACGACGGGCCCGAAUGCGUGUGUCAUACGCGACUGCGCCAUUCGUUCUUGCAGCCGUUAUCCGCUCGUGUGCACCGCAGGUGCCAGCAGGUUCAGCAGUCAGCAGGAGUUCACUUGGACGCAGGAGAGACAAGAGAACAAAAAGCAGUUAGAUCACACCUCGGACGCGUACACCAGAUCCUGAGCAUGCAUGUUAUUGUUAGAUGAGUGGCUUAGGUUCCGCCAAUGGCGCGCGUGGAACUUGUAAGUUGAGGCAAUGCGAUCCUGUCUGCCGCCAGUGCAGGCGAUGCGUCGGGGUUAUGGAACUUGUGUACAUGCUUGUGAUGAGCGCACAAGCAGGGGCCUGAAGGUGAUAAUCUGCCAUCCCUUGCUGUUAGGCAUAGUGUGGUGGCGUGCGCGCGUGUGAGUGUGUAUACCUGCGCUGGGGGGUUGGCGGGGGAAAGCGGCAGUGCCACCAAAUCCAGGGGGUCUGCCGGCAGGCGUGGUGGUGGCGGUGGUGGUGGUGGUGGUGGUGGUGGUGGUGGUGGUGGUGGUGGUGGUGGUGGUGGUGGUGGUGGUGGUGGUGGUGGUGGUGGUGGUGGUGGGUGUUUCACGUGGGUGGUAUUCGCUCACGACUGUGUGCAUGGUGCCAGUCGAAGCAACUUGAGUGAGCAAUGGCUUGAGGGCGCAACGGCACGCAACCAGUACCUUGCUUGCAAGUGCAUGGGAGGACCGGGCGUAGGAUUUUGGAUCGUACUGCUGGUGCGUUUUGGUGGCAAGCAAUUAAUUUCGUGCGUCCGGGUGGGUGUGCACGGUUGGAUCAAUGCGACAGCGAUGCUACAUGUGAUCAUGCUGAGGCGAAACCCGUGCUGCCAGGUCAACCUUCGGACGCGGAAGGUCAACGUGAUUGUGGUACGUCAUUCAUGGAGGAAGGGGGAAGGGGCCAGUUCAGCGGCGCAUGCUGCUAGUGUGGGUUUACGGAGGUGGGAAGGCUGCAGGCCAGCGCAGUCUUCCGAAUGUAACGAAGCGUUAAU